Messenger RNA from Encephalitozoon cuniculi GB-M1, 609 nucleotides. RefSeq lists its product as uncharacterized. NCBI's taxonomy places the organism in Eukaryota, Fungi, Microsporidia, Unikaryonidae. The record is from RefSeq and is marked provisional. Bases 1 to 609 code for a protein of 202 amino acids. The transcript has a single exon.
AUGGCCAGCCAGAAAAUCUUGAGUGCGGUCGACUCAAUCAAUGAUCUUCUGAAGACCUUACCGCCCCAGCCAACAGCCGUGAGAUGCUACGACUCGUUUGUUCCAAAGGAGAUGGCUGGAUGCUUAAGGAGAAGAGCGCUGGAAAGCACGCUCCCUCUCCUCGAAAGAAUUGUGUGCGACAUCAAGUCUGCACAGGAAAAGCAUACUGCCCUGGAUGCCGGAGAGAUGUGCAGCAGAAGAGAAUUUGCAACAACCCAGCUCCAUCACCUGAGGCUUUCUAUGGAAAAUGAGUUUGAGGAAGCCAAGAUCAAUAGAGUCAAGGACCUUCUCAGCGAAAUCGAGUAUUACGAACGAAUCGGAGCGAGACCAGUUGGCAGAAUCAAUGUUGGGAAGGAGGCAACCACAAGGAUAUUCAGGAUGCUGUCCCGUGUCAGGACAAAGCCCGUUGAUUCAUAUAUUUGGGGGUACCUAAAAAGAAGAGUCUGCUUCUUCCACGAAUCCCCCUCGGAUAUCGAGAUCUCGUCCUUAAAAGCAAUGCUAAGGCUUCUUCACGAGAACGAUUCGGAGGCGCCCCGGGGCCAGAGCCAACCUUGUGAAAGACAGGAAUAA